Messenger RNA from Ochlerotatus camptorhynchus, 4464 nucleotides. RefSeq lists its product as uncharacterized. The transcript has 2 exons. Bases 1 to 4464 code for a protein of 1487 amino acids. NCBI's taxonomy places the organism in Eukaryota, Metazoa, Arthropoda, Insecta, Diptera, Culicidae. The record is from RefSeq and is a predicted model, not a curated record. Gene Ontology annotation, biological process: DNA integration; proteolysis. Gene Ontology annotation, molecular function: nucleic acid binding; zinc ion binding; aspartic-type endopeptidase activity.
AUGGAGGACGAAGGAAAGUACGUCCGUGCUACAGGCAGUUCGGAAAGCGGACCUGAUGAGUCGCAUAACUUGGAGGACACCAUAAAAGAGACGAACGAGAUUGAAUCCAGCUGUGAGGGUGAUCAGGAGCAAGGUGAUCAACUCUCUGAUUGCACCAGUUCGACCUCAUGCUCCACUACGUCGGAUUCAUCAGUCUAUUCACCACCAGUACCACCACCACCGUCGAGCGAAAGCGAAGAUCGUAUGGAUCCAAGACGGUCCCUGGUAAUCGGGACGUCGACCGAAGAACCAAGGGAAGCGAAAUCGGGAAGCGUUGAGAAGAUCGAGCGAUUACAGAAGGUCAUUGCCGAUUUGACUAAAUCAUUGAGUGCAUAUCAACGACCAAACAACGCGACGCAUCGUGACGUUGACGACAAUUGGGCUGGUCCCUACGAUUCCACCGGCUAUACGGAUGUUACUCAGGCCGCUGUAAGAUGGGACCACAUUAAACCCUUCCCGAAUGGUAUUCCCGCAAACAAAAUGUGGGAAGAGUGGAAUAGGUUCAUUGAGAACUUUGAGAUAGCGGCGUCUCUGGGAAACGCUGCAAAUCCCGUACAACGUUCAAAGCUACUGUUCCUUUGUUUGGGACAGGAACUCCAAGGCAUAGUAAGGGCAGCCCAACUACGACCAAGCCUAGCGGAACCCGAUUGUUACACAGUUUUUGUGAAAAACGUGCGGAACUACCUACAAUCCAUGACGGACACAGCAGCCGAACAUGAGGCGUUUGCUGGUAUGAUGCAAGGGACUGGAGAAUCUGCUGUGGCGUUCCAUGCCAGGCUCCAGGAGAAGGUCAGGCUAUGCGGCUACAGCCCCUCUGAUCAAGAGCGUUUCGUCAGGGCUCAAUUGUUGAAAGGGCUUAGGAACAGGGAGCUCACAAAAACGGCCAGGAUCUACAGCUACCAGACGAACUUCAUAGUGCAAUCAGCGACAAGGGAGGAAGCUUACGAGGCGGAAACAGCACAACCCAGUGGCUCCAAUAUUUCUGCAGUUCAUCAGCGAUACCGGAAAUCACCCACUGAAAUGCAUCAAAAGCGCAGAAAAGAGGGUCAAGAUGAUAGACAUCCGACAAAGCGAUAUCGCAGCUUCGACAAGCAAUCUCAUGGGCGUCGAAAUCGUUGCUAUCGUUGCAACCGUCCUUCGCACAGGAGUGGUACAACCUGUCCGGCCCUCGACAAAAACUGCAACGGUUGCGGAGAACGUGGGCACUUCAUUGCAUCGUGUCGGAAGCGGCGCGUGAAUAAUGUACGACGCGAUACGGAGUCAAAUCCUGCUGGCUGGACCGAUGAGGAGAAUGAAGAAAAGAAGCAAGUAAACAUACUAUCCCUUAACGAUGUAUUAAUUAAUUGUUGCGUUGGGUCGUCGAGCUCAAUAACAUUCUUGAUUGACUCCGGGGCCGACGUGAACGUCAUCGGAGGCAACGACUGGAAGCUCCUGAAGCGAGAAUUUCAUCUUGGGAGGGCCGAACUUAACCCGGUUCAACCACCAGCUGACAGUGGGUUACAUGCUUACGGUUCGGGAAAGCCAAUAACUGUCAACGCAGCAUUCAGGGCAGAAAUUGUUGCCUUCGAAUCUUCAAAACCCCCUAUUGAAACAUUGUUUUAUGUCGCGAGCGAAGGACGACGUUCAUUACUCGGGCGUUCAACGGCGAGCGACAUGGGCUUGUUGCAUGUAGGAGCGGCAAUCAACAGUUGCGAGAUCCCAAAUGAAGCACAAGUGUUCCCCAAAAUGCCGGGAAUCAAAAUUAAAUUCAGUGUUGACAAGAGAGUUGUCCCAGUAAAGAAUGCCUACUACAAUGUGCCAGCAGCCUACAGAGAAGGAGCGCGAAUCAGGCUUCAAGAGAUGGAGACGCGUGGCAUUAUAGAGCGAGUCACGAAGGCACCGGAGUGGAUUAGCGGCAUGUCUGCGGUUGCCAAAGGCAAAGACGACUUCCGGUUGGUCGUCAAUAUGAGAGGACCAAACAAAGCGAUCAACCGGGAGUACUACCGCCUUCCGUUAAUCGAAGAGAUGAAGGUUAAGUUGCAUGGGGCUAGAUACUUCUCCAAGCUCGACUUGAGCAAUGCGUAUUAUCAUUUGGAGCUGUCGAAUGAGUCCCGUGACCUUACAACCUUUCUGACUGAGUCUGGAAUGUUCCGCUUCACGCGACUGAUGUUUGGCGUUAACUGUGCGCCAGAGAUAUUUCAACGAGAGAUGGUCCGUAUCUUAGAAGACGUAGAUGACGUGAUCGUUUAUAUCGAUGAUAUCCUGGUACACGCAGCAACCCUAGAAGAACUCCGUAAAACUGUAGCGAAAGUGCUGCAUAUCUUGAGAGCGAAUAACCUGACCAUCAAUACCGACAAAUGUGAGUUUGACAUGUCUCGAAUCAAAUUCCUCGGCCAUGAGCUGGACAAAGAUGGCUUUCACAUCGAAGAGGCCAAGGUGAAAAGCAUCCAGUGUUUUCGUGAGCCGGUAUCCGUUUCAGAGCUCCGGAGUUUCCUGGGCCUCGCAUCCUUUGUCAGUCCUCAUGUUCAGAACUUUGCCGACAUAUCUAGUCCACUAUGGUCUGCAACAACCUCGUGGAAUUGGGGACCUGACCAAAAAAAGGCAUUCAAUAUAAUCAAGGAACGAAUCAUCCAAUGCACCAUAGCCCAAGGUUUCUUUUCCGAAGAUGACAAGACAAUCUUGUACACGGACGCCUCGCCGGUGGCACUUGGUGCUGUCCUUGUACAAGAGGAUAACCACGCACGCAGAAUAAUCUCGUUCGCCUCUAAAGCGCUCACGAAAACUGAAAAAAGCUACCCCCAGAACCAACGGGAAGCGUUGGCGGCCGUCUGGGCGGUAGAACACUUUUCGUACUUCCUGCUUGGGAGGCGGUUCAUUCUUCGCACGGAUGCACAAGGAGUAACAUUCAUCCUAAAUCGUACUCGGGAAGAGUCGAAGAGAGCUCUCACACGAGCAGAUGGAUGGGCCCUUCGACUCAGUCCUUAUGACUAUGACGUCGAGUAUAUUCGCGGUAGGGAUAACAUCGCGGAUGCAUCGUCAAGGCUGUAUAACGGGAAUGAUGACCCCUUCGAAGAACAAAUCAGCCCUUGGGAGAUAGCGUCGCUUGAAGCAAACUCGGUUAGUUUUCUGACGAAAGAUGAGGUAAAAGAAGCUACAGCCAAGGACGAGACUCUGCUGUUGGUAAUACAAUCUCUGCAUACAGGAACAUGGCCCGAACAUCUUCGAAAGUUUGAAAAACUUGAAAGCGACCUGUCUACUCGAGAUGACAUCGUCGUAAAAACAGGCUGCGCAGUGAUCCCCGAAUCUCUCCGAAAGAAAGCUCUGGAGGUCGCACACAUAGGCCAUCCAUCGGCCUCAAAAAUGAAGUCCAUCUUACGUCAGCGCGUGUGGUGGCCUGGAAUGGCAACAGACGCUGAAAGAUGGGUAGAAGCUUGCGCUACCUGUGCUCUUAACGGAAGACCAGAGAAAACUACGCCUAUGCAGCGCAUCUUCGCUCCCAAGUCAGUUUGGGAAACCAUCGCGUUGGACUUUAACGGACCAUAUGUUCAGUUCGGAGGAAUUUCUAUUCUCGUUGUAGUUGAUUAUCGCUCACGAUAUUUAGUCGCCAGGCCGGUAAAAUCGACAAGCUUCUAUCACAUGAAGGCGAUACUAGAAGCGAUCUUCGAAAGGGAAGGAUUUCCAGCGAACAUAAAAACUGACAAUGGUCCGCCUUUCAAUGGCAGCGAGUACAAAACAUAUUGUUAUGAACGUGAUAUUCACACCAUAUACUCAACUCCUCUAUUUCCACAACAGAACGGUCUUGUAGAGGGUUACAUGAAGGUCAUUAACAAGGCGAUGUGCACUGCGUCCUCUGAUAAAACCAACUUUGUCGAUGAGCUUCGCGCGGCUGUGGAUGCUCAUAAUGCGGCCACCCACCGGGUAACAAAACUAGCACCUGAAGAAGUAAUGAUGGGUCGCAAAAUUAAGCGUGGUCUUCCUCUCCUACGCCACGAAAGCAGCACCAUUGAUGAUGACCUUUUUGAGCAACGGGAUCGAGAAUCCAAGCUACUGGCAAAACAGCGUGAAGAUGCACGACGUGGUGCCCGACAAUGUCGAGUCAAACCCGGUGAUAUCGUCAUCGUGGAACGUUCAUCGCGGGCGAAAGGGGAAACUAGAUUCUCUCCUAUGCGUUACACGGUUGUUGAAGAACAGAACGGCAGCUUAACACUUAGCAACGAGGCAGGUCAAAUCCUCAAACGCCAUGUAUCGCAAACCAAAAAAGUUUGUACUUGGCGCGACUCCAGCGACACUGUCCCUGAAAAUCAAGCAGAACCAGCACAACAGGCAAAACCAGCACAACAGGCAGAACCAGUGCAACAGGCAGAUCAGCAAAAUUCAACUCGAAAGAAACGAACUCCCGCGUAUUUAAAGGACUACGUGAAAACAGUAGCUAUCCAAAAGCUGUAA